AUGCCGCCGAAGAAGACUGAAGAACCUGAAAAAAAACCAUUGAUAGGUAGAGUUGGUACGAAUCUUAAAGUCGGAAUCGUAGGAAUACCCAACGUUGGAAAAUCAACGUUUUUCAACGUUUUAACGAAAAGUUCGGCAGCAGCUGAAAAUUUUCCCUUUUGCACCAUCGAUCCUAAUGAAAAUAAGGUACCCGUUCCCGAUGAAAGAUUUGAUUUCUUAUGCGAUUACUUCAAACCUCUAAGCAAGGUUCCAGCAUUUUUAAACGUCGUCGACAUUGCUGGAUUGGUUAAAGGUGCGGCAGAAGGACAAGGAUUAGGCAAUGCAUUUUUAUCACAUAUAAAAGCUUGCGACGCAAUUUUUCACUUACUAAGAGCUUUCGAAGAUGAAGAUGUUACGCACGUCGAGGGAGAAGUCAAUCCAGUGAGAGAUCUCGAAAUCAUAGCAGAAGAAUUGAGAUUGAAAGAUGAAGAAUAUUUAAAUCAACAGUUGGAAAAACUAGAAAGGACCGUUUUGAGGGGAGGCGAUAAAAAAUUAAAACCCGAAUACGAUAUUUUAUGCAGAAUAAAAACAAUGUUGGUCGACGAGAAAAAACAUUUAAGAUUCGGCGAAUGGAAUGCAAACGACAUCGAAAUAUUAAACAAACAUUUAUUUUUAACGACGAAACCUGUCAUAUAUCUCGUGAACCUUUCGGAAAAGGAUUACAUUAGGAAGAAAAAUAAAUGGUUGUUGAAAAUUAAGGAAUGGGUAGAUAAAAAUGAUUCAGGUGCGAGCAUAAUACCUUUUUCUGGAGUUUUCGAACACAAACUUUCGGAAAUGCCGGAAGACGAAAGGAGCGCUCAUUUGAAAGAAAUAAAUGCGACGAGAAAGGUACGAAAGCCCCUCAAGCGGCUGGUAAAAUUCACACGGAUUUCGAAAAAGGUUUCAUAA
Molecule: messenger RNA, 927 nt
Organism: Pediculus humanus corporis (human body louse)
Lineage: Eukaryota; Metazoa; Arthropoda; Insecta; Psocodea; Pediculidae
Exons: 8
Coding region: 1-927 (308 amino acids)
Cellular component (GO): cytoplasm
Molecular function (GO): ATP hydrolysis activity; ATP binding; GTP binding
Source: RefSeq, a predicted model, not a curated record